GAAGGAGAGGCCUACUCAGCAUUCCAAAAGCUUUUAAUUCCACCCUACCCUUAAUACUUGCUGAGCUCAACAAGCACAGGGUUAUGUAAGACAAAGCUCAAAUUAAGAAAACCCCAGGAUCCUGAACCAAAAUGUGGGUUGUUGUGUGAUUUUUAUUGAAAAGUGGAUGUCUACCUAGGUAAAAGGAAGUUGAGAUGAACAGCAUUCCUACAGAAAGAUGUUAGAAUUAAUACGGGAACAUGUCGGCAGCAGGGCCAAUCCCAUCCAGCAUCGGAGGUUACAUCAGAAUGGUGCAUCUCCUGGAAGAGGAGGUCAGAGCUCGUUGGGGGAUAGAAAUGCUCCUCCUUGUAAUCAGCUAUGUGAAUACAUGUGAAUGUUUUGAAAGUGACAUGAUUUCAGUGAUAUCAGCUAGGCCAAGAGUGUCAAACUUGACUUCAUUGAGGGCCACAUCAGCACUGUGUUUGACCUGGGGGGGGGCUGGGGUGAGCAUGGCCCGCUUGACAUCACUCCUAUCGGGGCACCUGUGAUGGCCCGAGUGUUCUGCCAGCGAAAAUGGACUCCUGAGCUCUGUUUUUGGCUGCAAUGGCCUCCUGCAACCCUCUGUCAGUGAAAAUGGAGCGGGGAGGGGGCGCGUGCGGCCCUCCCAAGCUCCAUUUUCACUAACAGAAGCAUAGUGGGGUGGUCCUUUGCUGUUUCUAGGGCAGCCCUGCGGGUCAGAGCUAACAUCCUGCGGGCUGGAUCUGGCCCCUGGGCCUUGAGUUUGAUACCCCUGAGCUAGGCCCUACUAUGAUGGUAUGUGGGAAAGAUCUUGGGAGAGAGGAGGAAGACCUAUAACCAAGUCAAUGGUCUGAUAAGAGGCAGUUCAUUCCAUAGAUGGGAGAAAAGCUUGGGAACCCUUCCAGAAGGGACUCUCCCUCAUUUUUCAUAGAUGACAAAGAGGGAAAUGCUUUCGGUCUUGCAAGAUCCUUUUUGUGUAACCUUAUAAUAAAGUAGAUUUUGUUCAUCUGGGGUGCUUCUUAUUUGGACUACCUCAAAAAGCUGACACCUAUGCACAGGCUGUGUGUGAAUGCCUCUUCUUUAGAAUCGUGAACCACUUUCUCCAUUUGAAAGAAAUCACUCCAACAAGAGUGAAGAAUAUAUUCCUUCUUCCCCUCGCAACAACCUAUUAAUUAUUUUUCCUGUAUUCACACUACUUACUAAAUAGAUCCACUUUCUGGACUGGAACUAUACAUGGAACCAUAAACUUUCGUAAUGAAUCAGGUUCACAUAACAUGUUCAGACACAAGAAAGCCUAAUCAGCAUGUUAUAUAAAUGCACAUGCUAGUUCUUUAAAUUACUUGAAUUCAGUGGCAGGUAUAAAGUCUGUCUCAGUCACUCCCUUUUAAGAACAUUAAAUGUAUUUCUCGCUGAACUCUCUCAAUAACCCGAAGAAAGUUUUUCACAAGCAUUUUUUAAUCUGAUGGCUAUCAGUUUGUGGAAUAAUUCCUGAGGCUGCCUUUUUCAGCCUUGGUAUCACUCAGAUAUCACAGCAGUGGUGGGCUGCUACCGGUUUGCCCUGGUUCGAGCAAACCCGUAGUAAAGGCAGGAAGGUCCACCCACCCGCCCGGACAACAUGAAAGCUUCUGCGCAUGCGCGAGUGAACCAGUAGCAAAGAACACAUUGUUCCAGAAGUCCUGGUCUUUAUCUAAGUGUUUGUGAGUGAGUCUUACCUGAUGUUCUUUCAUCCUGGCACCCAAUGUUUUCAUGACUGUUAUCUGCAGAGAGAAAGAGAUCCACCCCUGGGUGUAGCUGGAUUCACUGAAGAAUAGAAGUUAAUAGCUGCUCCCAACAAUGGCCUCCACUCUCUAUUUGUCACCCAGUGGCUGAAUAUAAAAGAGGCCCCAGAGCAAAGUGCCAAGCAGAUGAAUGCUUCUGACUGCUUGAUACCUUGAGGUCUUCGACAAGAAACCAAUUGCUUGAUUCAGCAUCAUGAGCACUUCUCACCUAAGCAACAGAGCCGAGAGCCAUUUCCAGGCACAAGAAGAACAUGAACUGGAAACUCUAGGGAAGAAUGCAUGGGACAAUCCGGUGUACAACGGCUCCCCUUCCUCUUCCUCCUUGAAAAUCAGAGCAAUCUACAACCCCAAAUCCAUUUUGGAAAAUCCCUACGAGAAUAUCGAAAAGUUGACCGGCUCUUUAUCCUACCCAAAGGACAGGAAGGCUACUGAGGAAGCAAGGAAGAAAGAGACCCCCUUCCUAGGAUGCUGCUACUAUGUCUUCAAAGGCAUCCGAGGGCUUUGGGGUACAACCUUGACUGAAAAUACCAGUGAGAAUCGAGAGCUUUAUGUGAAGACUACACUGCGUGAACUUCUGGUCUAUAUUGUAUUCUUAGUGGACAUCUGUUUGUUGACCUAUGGGAUGACGAGUUCAAAUGCCUAUUACUAUACCAAGGUGAUGUCUGAACUCUUUCUGCAGACUCCCUCAGACAGUGGUGUCUCCUUCCAGACCAUUGGAAGCAUGGCUGACUUUUGGCGAUAUACACAAGGACCUUUCCUGGAUAGUUUGUAUUGGACUAAAUGGUAUAACAAUAAAUCUUUGGGCUACAAUGCACAAUCAUAUAUCUAUUACGAGAACUUACUUCUUGGUGUCCCACGGCUACGCCAACUCAAGGUUCAGAACAACUCCUGUGUGGUGCACGAUGAUUUCAAAGAAGAUAUUGCUGGUUGUUAUGAUGUCUACAGUGAAGAGAAAGAGAACACGUCACCCUUUGGACUCUUGAAUGGUACAGCGUGGCAAUAUUACACGGAGCAAGAACUCGAUGGCUCUUCCCACUGGGGCAGAUUAACAAGUUACAGUGGAGGAGGCUAUUAUGUAGACCUCAAAAUAACCCGGGAAGAAAGCGCCGAAACUCUGCAAAUCUUGAAAGAAAACCUAUGGCUGGAUCGGGGGACCCGUGCGAUUUUUAUGGAUUUCUCCGUGUAUAAUGCCAAUAUCAACCUGUUCUGUGUCCUCAGGUUGGUGGUGGAAUUCCCUGCCACCGGGGGCGCCAUUCCCUCAUGGCAGAUCCGGACCGUGAAACUCCUCCGGUAUGUCAGCACUUGGGAUUUCUUCAUUGUCUCUUGUGAAAUUGUCUUCUGCAUCUUUAUCUUCUAUUAUGUUGUGGAAGAAAUCUUGGAACUGCACAUUCACAGGCUUCAGUACUUCACCAGCAUCUGGAACAUUUUGGAUAUAGUGGUCAUUUUGCUUUCUAUUUUAGCCAUUGGAUUCCACAUUUUUCGUACCAUUGAAGUCAACAGGUUGAUGGGGCAGCUGCUAAGAAACCCCAACAUCUACGCAGACUUUGAGUUUCUGGCUUUUUGGCAAACCCAGUACAACAACAUGAAUGCUGUGAACUUGUUCUUUGCCUGGAUCAAGAUAUUCAAAUAUAUUAGCUUUAACAAAACAAUGACCCAGCUGUCCUCCACUCUUGCUCGCUGUGCCAAGGACAUCCUGGGUUUUGCCAUCAUGUUCUUCAUUGUCUUUUUUGCCUACGCGCAACUGGGUUAUCUCCUUUUCGGAACCCAAGUGGAAAACUUCAGCACCUUUGUUAAAUGCAUCUUCACCCAAUUUCGCAUCAUUCUUGGUGAUUUUGACUACAAUGCUAUUGACAAUGCCAACAGAAUCUUGGGGCCCAUAUAUUUCGUCACUUACGUCUUCUUUGUCUUCUUUGUGCUAUUGAACAUGUUUCUGGCUAUUAUAAAUGACACCUACUCAGAAGUAAAAGAGGAACUUUCAAACCAGAAGAAUGAACUGCAGCUAUCAGACAUCCUGAAACAGGGCUAUAACCGGACACUGAUGAAGCUGAAGCUGAAAAAAGACCGAAUCUCUGAUGUGCAGAAAGCUUUGCAGAAAGGAACCAAAGAACUGGAAUAUGAAGACUUUAAGAACAGUUUGAGAGAGCUGGGUCAUGCAGAACAUGAAAUUACAGCAGCCUUUGCAAAAUUUGAUAAAGAUGGGAAUCAGAUCCUUGACGAGGAAGAGCAGAAGAGAAUGCGGAAUGAUCUGGAGGAGAAGAAAGUCGCUCUGAAUGAAGAAAUCGAAAAUUUGGGGAAAUCCUUCAGGGACAACACUUUAGACAAUACUCUUGGUUUUGCAGAGGCAAAGAAUAAUCAAGCAAACAAAACCAGCCGAAUUUCUGAGGAAGAAUUCCAAAUACUCCUGCGGCGAGUGCUAAAGUUGGAGAAUUCUGUUGGUGGCAUCAUAACCAAGACAGAAGCCUUGGUAAUUAAAUUGGAAGACCUUGAAAGGAGCAAAAUGAAGAAAAAAGACUCAGUUCCUGAGGGAGACCGACUGAUUCAAGACAACCUGGCUCCACAGACUGCUGAACGGGUUGUUGCAGACGAAAGUGGAUUGGAAGCAGCCCCUGUGCAGGAGAAUUAUAUCAGUGUGAACUCUCUGAACAGGAGUCAGGGGGUCUACCCCCUUCUGUCCAGAUUAGACCUAUUAAACUCUCAAACUCCCAAAUCCAUCCAGUUCAAAUCUAACAGGAAUUUCUAGCUUAUUCCUGAAUACACGUGGCAUUAAUUACUCUUGCUUUUUCAUUAUAUUUAGACCAGUAAAGCAUUUUAUGAUGUUUUCAUCCAGCCUCUAGGAAUAUCUUUGGCCCUCUCUUUACAAAAAGGUGCUUUUGGGGUAGGGACCCCAUUCAUGUCAGAACUGAGUGGGUGAGCAGUUCUUUUAACCUUUUUGUAAACUCUACUAGUCUUAUUGUUGGGUGAUUGAUGCAGAAGGGACAAAGCAGAAGGGUCUUGGCAGAUUUAUCUACAGUAUUUGGCCAUAUAUGAACAAAUGAAAUUAAAAAGGAAACGUUCUCUGCGUUUUAAAAUUUGUAUUCCAGUGGUUUUAAACAGUGGUAGGUUUCAAAUUUUUUUUUUUUUUUUUGUCUUAAAAAGUUUUAUUUUGACAUUCUUAUCCAAUAACAUAUCCAAUAACAUAUUUAAUGUACCCUCAUAUACAAUUAAUCGGAUCUGCCUGGUCACCACCCCCUUCCUUUUCCUUUUACUCUCCUUCUUUACCUUCUUCUACUUUCCAUAACCAUCCUCCCCCUC
Molecule: messenger RNA, 5066 nt
Organism: Ahaetulla prasina
Lineage: Eukaryota; Metazoa; Chordata; Lepidosauria; Squamata; Colubridae
Gene: PKD2L1
Product: polycystin 2 like 1, transient receptor potential cation channel
Exons: 17
Coding region: 1969-4515 (848 amino acids)
Biological process (GO): detection of mechanical stimulus; potassium ion transmembrane transport
Cellular component (GO): membrane
Molecular function (GO): calcium-activated potassium channel activity; sodium channel activity; muscle alpha-actinin binding
Source: RefSeq, a predicted model, not a curated record